AUGUCACCUCUCCUCCAUGUAGUUGAAGCAGGGACUCCUGUUCAGGGGAACGAUGAGCUGGAGAAGAACCUGGUGCAAGUGGAAAAGGUGGCCUAUAGUCAGGGACUUCCCCCAGAAGCAGUUUCUAUUAUGCUGGAGUUUGCCAUGAGCCUCCGUAUGGGUAAGACUGUCUUUGCAUCAGCUUCAAAAUGGGUCAAUUGGGGAAUUUCCAUGCGAGUCUUCAGAGUCAGGAAGCUACUGGAACUACAAUCUAAACUGGGAAGGCAGCCUUUCCUCCUUCACCUACUGUCACUAUACAAAGUGUUUUGCCCUGAACUGGUGACACUCUCCAUUCCAUCACGGAUGAAGAGUGGGUUUAGGAACCACAUUUCUCCCUGGAAAUCAGCAUUGAUUGCUGUCCAGAAGAGGAACGGUUUGCAAGGUGCUUCCAGCAUCAGUCUGGUCUUCACAAACAAGGAUAAAACCAACCCAAGAAAAAGGAAACACUGCCACCUGGAAUUUCCUGCUUUGAUUCCUGCACUGAACAAAGAAGCUCAGUCUGAGCAGUCCUCCAGCAGAAGGGUGGUCCCACUGGUGGAGCUCCACUCUUUUGCUCAGCUGUUGGAAAAUAUGCAUCGUAUAGAGCUGCCUGCUCAGAUGGGCUCGCUGCUGGGUUCCAGUCUGGCACUGCAGUACCUGGACUGUGUGCAGGAUGAGUCUGCCCUCCUACGCCUCAAUUUCUGGUUAGGCUACGCUUUUCACGAAGAGUUUUUAUUCUGUGGCGAUGGAGGACCCAGUCAGACUUCAGAAGAAGCUCUCCAGUUUUUGAACAAGUUGCUGUCUGCACAGCACUUUCUGCAGGAGGGCUUUUCCAGUUCAGAGGUUUUCCUCUAUAAAUUUCUGAAUGUUUGGGACGGCUCACUACUCCGUCCGCAGAUCCUCGGCCUGCUGAGCAACAUUCCGGUUGUUCCAAGUUCCCAAAUCAGAAGGCUUCUGUUUGAGCCUCUCAUGCAGCUUUUCUUCACGUCCUCGCUGUUUUUCAAGUGUGGACUGAUGGAGUGUCUUACCAAUAUGCUGUUGAAGUGGUUGACCUGGCACUCCAUCUAUGCUCUGGAAGACGACCUGGACAUCAGCCUCAACAGCCACACGUCCAUAAACAUGACUCUGUCGGGGUUUAAGGAUUCGAUGAUGGAGCUGAUUCACUUUGUGGGUCGACUGGCCUCUGUGGGCCUUCAGCUUGAAGGCUGUCACUGUCUCCUCCUCAGCUUCGUCCUGGACUUCUAUGAGACGGUUUGUGACACAUUUCUGAAGUAUGGCCUCCCCCUCAUAGUGAUGCCCCCAGCUGGAGUCUUUUACCCAGCCCUGUUUGCCACCGACCCCGUCAGCGUGGACCGACUGGCCUACAUCAUGCACAGCAAUGCCCUAAAUGUAGCCUUUCACAUCAGCCGCCAGACUUUCCGCGAGUUCAACCACUACGUCGUCGUCAUGGUCAACUGCCUGUGGAACUCCAGAAUGUUUCAUCCAGGGAUGGGCGUCCAGCUGGGAGAGGAGCUGCUUCUCAAGAGUAACGUGCCACAGUACGGGUCGAGUUUCGACCUCGUCCACCAUCCCGCUUUCAUGAACUACGCGGUCAACUUUCACCAGAAGUGUUGGCCGGGGAAAAAGGACAUGGACCUCAAUUCCAUUAAGCACUCCAAGCCAUGGAGUUGGUACCUGGAGUAUUUGUUCACUCAGGGCUAUGACGGCCUUAAACAUUUUGUUCAGAGUAACAUCAGCUGGCAGCUGAAAGCAGACGACGGUCAGGUUGACUCACAGCAGAGGUAGAAGCUGAACCUGGCGGAGAAGAAAAAAAGCAACAACUCGCUUCUUAUACCCCCCCUUUUAAAAAAGACUUGUACAUAUUUAUCCCCUCGCCUCUUCCAAGUGUGCGAAUAGUUUUUAUGUAAAUACAUUUAUCUGUCCUUAUUGUCUUGUACAUUUAGCAAUGUGUUGUUUUCCCCCUUGUACAGCUUGUCAGCUGCAAACCUAUUAAUUGCACUCUUGAAAAAUAAACAAGUGUAAGACUUUUCCUUUUUUAUACAAAUAAAUAAUACCUGUUGUUUCUAAAGAA
Molecule: messenger RNA, 2089 nt
Organism: Neolamprologus brichardi
Lineage: Eukaryota; Metazoa; Chordata; Actinopteri; Cichliformes; Cichlidae
Source: RefSeq, a predicted model, not a curated record